AUGGAACCCGCGGCGCCCGCGGGCCAGGCCCGGGCGGCAGCCAGCAAGCUGUCGGAGGCGAUGGGCGCAGUGCUGCAGGAUCCUCGGCGGCAGCGGCGCCUGGUGCUGGUCAUCGUGUGCGUGGCUCUCUUCCUGGACAACAUGCUGUACAUGGUCAUCGUGCCCAUCGUGCCCGACUACAUUGCCCACAUGCAUAAGGCCGGCAGGCCCACCACGAGCCCCAAAGUGCACACCCUGCAGGCGCCCACUCCAGCCAGUGGCAGUGACAACAUGGGCAACACCUCAGAGUCCCCGACGGAGAGUGAGGACGUGAAGAUCGGGGUGCUGUUUGCCUCCAAGGCCAUCCUGCAGCUGCUGGUGAACCCCCUGAGUGGGCCCUUCAUUGACCGUAUGAGCUACGACGUGCCGCUGCUUAUCGGCCUGGGCGUCUUGUUCGCCUCCACCGUGCUGUUCGCGUUCGCGGAGGACUAUGCUAUGCUCUUCGCUGCACGCAGCCUGCAAGGCCUGGGCUCGGCCUUUGCGGAUACGUCCGGCAUUGCCAUGAUCGCCGACAAGUAUCCUGAAGAGCCGGAGCGCAGUCGUGCGUUGGGCGUGGCGCUGGCCUUCAUCAGCUUCGGGAGUCUGGUGGCGCCACCCUUCGGGGGCUUCCUCUACGGGUUCGCGGGCAAGCCUGUGCCCUUUCUGGUGCUCGCCGCUGUUUCGCUGCUCGACGCGCUGUUGCUGCUGGUGGUGGCCAAGCCCUUCUCGGCCGUGACGCGGGCGCGGGCCAACCUGCCGGUGGGCACACCCAUCCACCGCCUCAUGCUGGACCCUUACAUCGCCGUGGUGGCCGGGGCGCUCACCACCUGCAACAUCCCCCUCGCCUUCCUCGAGCCCACCAUCGCCACGUGGAUGGAGCACACGAUGGCGGCGUCUGAAUGGCAGACGGGCAUGGCCUGGCUGCCAGCUUUCGUGCCGCAUGUGCUAGGUGUCUACCUCACCGUGCGCCUGGCGGCGCGCUAUCCACACCUGCAGUGGCUGUACGGAGCACUAGGGCUGGCAGUGAUCGGCGCCAGCUCUUGCGUGGUGCCUGCCUGCCGCUCCUUCGCACCACUGGUGAUCUCACUCUGCGGCCUCUGCUUCGGCAUCGCGCUAGUUGACACGGCACUGCUGCCCACGCUCGCCUUUCUCGUGGACGUGCGCCACGUCUCGGUCUACGGCAGCGUCUAUGCCAUCGCCGACAUCUCCUAUUCCGUGGCCUAUGCUCUCGGGCCCAUAGUGGCGGGGCACAUAGUGCACUCGCUUGGUUUUGUGCAACUUAGCCUUGGCAUGGGCCUGGCCAACCUGCUCUACGCGCCGGUCCUGCUGCUGCUGCGCAACGUGGGCCUCCUGAGGCGCUCCCGCUCUGAGCGCGAUGUGCUGCUGGAUGAGCCACCGCAGGGUCUGUAUGAUGCUGUGCGCCUGCGUGAGCGCCCUGUGGCCGACCCAGACGGCGCCCCUCGAAGCCCUUCGGGCCCCUUUGACGAGUGCGAGGACGUCUACAACAAUUACUACACCCACAGCUAGCAGCCCAGCUACUCUCCCGAGCCAUCCCCUCACCGCCCACCCCCCGGGUCCAGGUGGCUACUCUGUGAGAGUACUGGCCAGCUUAGACUCAAGGCCCACCCCUCCAACGAGUAUCCUACACUCUCACCCAUCUUGACUUGCCUGCCGGGAUCCCCCCACUUUGACCCUUCCUGUGUUUCCCUCCCUCUAGUCCAGUGGGACGUGGAGCACAGAAGCAUACAAAACGAUACACUCCUGGCAGAGAUAAAGAGGUGUGCAAGCCGCCACCUCGGGGCUCCCCUGUGUAGAACCGUCUGUCUGUCUGUCUGUCUUUC
This is a messenger RNA of Lynx canadensis (Canada lynx), 1859 nucleotides long. It is a transcript of the gene SLC18A3, whose product is annotated as solute carrier family 18 member A3. Gene Ontology annotation, cellular component: AP-1 adaptor complex; AP-2 adaptor complex; terminal bouton. The record is from RefSeq and is a predicted model, not a curated record. The transcript has a single exon. Gene Ontology annotation, biological process: chemical synaptic transmission; transmembrane transport. NCBI's taxonomy places the organism in Eukaryota, Metazoa, Chordata, Mammalia, Carnivora, Felidae. Gene Ontology annotation, molecular function: acetylcholine transmembrane transporter activity. The coding region runs from base 1 to 1545 and encodes 514 amino acids.